Messenger RNA from Bactrocera oleae (olive fruit fly), 1601 nucleotides. RefSeq lists its product as uncharacterized. Lineage: Eukaryota; Metazoa; Arthropoda; Insecta; Diptera; Tephritidae. The record is from RefSeq and is a predicted model, not a curated record.
UGCUGCUGCGGUGCAAAAAAUAUUCAGUUUGUUUUGCUACAUCCAUCCAUACAGACGGGAAGCACGGUGCGCUUGCGCAAAAUCGAUCAAAAGUAAAAUUUUGUUAACAUAAAGACGUAAAGUGGUUCUUACACAGCGCUACACUUAUUAUAACGGUAUCAGGAACAGUUGCAUAAGCAGAAAUAGCAAAGACUAAAAUUAAUUAACCGCAUAAAAUCAAUCAAUCAAUCAGUUACGCUGUUUACUACUGUCUACACACAAAAUAUGGCUAAAUUGUUGGAUCACUUUGUUGUGGUUCUACUGCUCAGCAUCAGCGCUGUCUCUUUGGUCUGGGGUCGUGCGACUAAGCUGGCAGAUAAUAGCAAACAAUUGUUGGUUUUCGGCAGCGGCAAGGAGACGAGUCCGCCAAAUUUUGUGCGCUUGGUCGUGAUGCGUCUCAUUUAUGGACUCGCCUCAACAAUGGGUCUGGAGGAGCGACUGGAAGAUGCCUUUAAUGGCGCUUUUGUGCCGCCCAAUGCUGAUGGUGGUCUCUUCAGUUUCGGCGGUUACGAUGACGAUGAUGAUGGUGGCGCGUUGGGUGCACUCUUCGAUGACAUCUAAAGCGCACCGAGUCAACGAAGUAACGGUGCAUGUGCCGAGUAUGCCGUGUAAUAAUUGAACUUUCGAAUCGCGUUUCAUUGGCGUACAUACAAACAUAUUUACACCUGCGCAUGUAUGUGUGUAUGUUGGGAAAAGUGUGCACGAAAAGAAAGAUAGAGUGACCAAAAAUAUCAAAUUAAUUUAUUUUAAUUUAAUUUAAAUUAUUUAUUUUAUAUAAAUGUACAAUAGUUGUUUAAUGAAUAGUCUGUAAGUAAAAAAGACACGUUAGGAAUUUUUUUUCACACACUAGUGUGAACAAAUUCUAGUUAUGAAAAAGUGUUACGAAAUUGACGAAAAAACCAAUAAAAAUACAUACAUACAUACAUACAUAUUAUUGAACCAAACGUGUCAUACAUUCUGCAAACUCAAAUAUUGAAAAACUUUCUACUCUGCAUGUGCGCACAAAUGUAUUUAUGUAUAUACAUAUACAUGUAUGUAUGUAUGUAUUUAUAUACGUACAAAUUUUGGUUUGUGACGAAUCGAAAAUUAAAUAUUAAUAAGCAAUUAACUGUUGCACGCACAGCACACAUGCAUACAAACAUUUAGCUUCCAGUAGAAACUAAGUUUAAAGAAGUCCACUAGGUGGCGCUAUAGACGAAAUAUUAUUAAUAAAUAUAUAUUUAGAUAUACAUACUAUAUAAUUACAUCGUAAGCGUGCGCUAGACGAUAUUACUUGUAUCAUAGUUUUGGUCAUUUAAUUAAAGCCGUUAAAAUUAUUUGCAUGCUGCAAGAAAAACUUAAAUUUUUAGAAGACCAACAUUUUAACGGGUAGUUGCAACGAGUGUUACAGAUAUCCACAGCGAACGAAUAUCUGUAACACCCCGAAAAGCGUUGGAGACUGUAUAAAAUAUAUACAGUAGCGAACAAAGGUCUACACACUCCCCAUAUUUUCGUGGUUCUGAAAAUAAAAAAAACUUUUUACAACAAGUAAGCAAUAUAUAGUUCGGAUAUAACUCGUAUAC